Molecule: messenger RNA, 1224 nt
Organism: Bactrocera oleae (olive fruit fly)
Lineage: Eukaryota; Metazoa; Arthropoda; Insecta; Diptera; Tephritidae
Product: microsomal glutathione S-transferase 1
Cellular component (GO): membrane
Source: RefSeq, a predicted model, not a curated record
AUGGUCUUUAAACUGCCUUCAUUGUAGACACAGUUUCGCUGCGAUAAUCUAACAAGUUUGUUGACUACUAAGCAAUAUUUACAAAGCUUCGUUGAAAACUUCGGAAAUCUGCACUGCACGAAAACAAGUUUUCCUCUCAAUUAAAUUUCCCGUUUAAAUACUCGAAAACUAUGUAACAAUUAGUAAUCAAUCAAACAGCGAACUUUCAGUGCAUUCGCGGAUUUCAAACGUAAAUGUUGAUUUUGUAAAACAAUAGGUAUUCAAGUUUUAUUGAUAAAGUGUGAUUGAUAAUAUUUUAAACGAACGGCAAUAUACCUAUAUAAAAUUUACAGAACAGUUUUUCAAUAAACAUACAUACUAUUUUGAAAUUAAAAAUGGCAAAAUUAACAUUCGAGCUUCUCACACUAGAAAACAAUGUCUUCAAAGCUUACCUCUUCUGGUCAGCGAUUUUAGUGUUGAAAAUGUUAUUCAUGUCAUUGUUGACGGGAUUCAUGCGUUUUCGAACGAUGACUUUCAUCAACGAAGAGGAUAUACUCGACAAACGACUUAAGUUGAAGUAUAACGAUCCACAUGUGGAACGAGCACGUCGAGCACAUCGCAACGAUCUGGAGAACAUUCUGCCGUUUUUCACUAUUGGCCUCUUGUAUGUGCUGCUAGAUCCAAAUACUACUUUGGCUAUCAAUUUGUUUCGAGCCGUGGGCAUCUCACGCAUUUUACAUACGUGCGUCUACGCCAUUGCUCCAAUGCCACAACCGAGUCGAGUCUUAGCAUUUCUUGUUACCGUCUUUGCCACCACUUAUAUGGCUUAUGAGGUGGCUCGAGAAGUGUAUUAAAAAUGUUAAUGAGUAGAAGAACACUCUAGAGUUCGAAACUUAUUCUUAAGAGUAAGGUUUAGUCAUAUAAAAUUAUGUCUUUAUGUAUUUCUUAUGCUUAUGAAGAUUAGAUAAGUCGAUUGUAUAUAAAAUAUUAAUAUUAUGUGUAGGGAACACAAUCAUUUAUAAGCUAAGAUUUUUUUUAAAAGAGGUACAGUUUUAAUAAAAUUUAUAUAAAAAUUAAAUUGUAUUUUUGAAACUGAACUUCUAUAGACACGGCAUUAUAACCAAUGGAAUGCAACGAAGCUUCAACACGUUAACAGUACCAUGAAAUUAAGAGCGGAACCGAUUGGAAAAUAUUUUCGAAUAAAAGCUACCAUUUGCUUGAAUGAUAAAUAUAAAUUUGAUCAGA